This is a messenger RNA of Ilex paraguariensis (yerba mate), 1125 nucleotides long. The record is from the annotation of a GenBank genome assembly. Lineage: Eukaryota; Viridiplantae; Streptophyta; Magnoliopsida; Aquifoliales; Aquifoliaceae.
GAUACUUGUCCUGCGUCCCUACGCACUCCUGCUUACGCAACGACCGUUGAAGAACGCGCGAACCGGUCACCUGUCACCCAGACGUCACCAGAAGUUUCAGGAAACGGCCAUAGCACGGCGGCAUCGUCGUCGUCUCUGACGGAGGAGAUCCGCGUACUCGCACUUCUCGUUCUCUUCUCUCUCUCUUGCUUCCUUUUUUAUAUCUCCCUAAAAUCCUCAAUCAAUCAAUUGGCCAGUCGAUCGAUCUUCAGAGGACCAAAAAAUCGUUAUGCAUAUGCGUUGGCGUGUGAGGUCUGGGGUUUUGAUUCUGUUUCUGUUGUGUUCGUUGUUUCUUGGCUGGUUUCCAGGAUUCAUAUCAGCUGCAACUGUUACACUUGAUUCUAUUGAAAUUUUUAAGACCCAUGAGUUGCUAUCAUCCGAACCAACAGUUUACUUUCACUGUAAAGGGGAGAACAAGACAGUUCUGCCAGAUGUGAAGAAAAAACAUGCCUUAUAUGCUUUCAAGGGUGAAGAGUCUUGGCAGCCUCUAACCAAACUUCCAGAUAUGAAAUGCAAGCGAUGUGGGUUCUAUGAGGAGGACAGAAUAAAAUCAGACGAUGUAUUUGAUGAGUGGGAGUUUUGUGCUUCUGAUUUUACGACCCCUGAUGGAAAAUAUAUCCAUUUCAAGGAUAAGGAACUCAAUGCUACAUUCUUUUGUCCGGAGUGUGUGCCUCUUGGAAGUGAUCAUACGUCUGGCCCAAAUAAUGGAGGAGGGGGAAUGCACUGGGCUCUUGUGGUAGUGAUCAGUGCUUUAGUUUCAACUGUCUUUGUUCUUGGAGCGGUGACUGCAUACAAGUAUUGGCAGAGGAGGAAAAGGGAACAAGAGCAGGCACGAUUUCUAAGACUUUUUGAAGAUGUUGAUGACAUGGAGGAUGAAUUAGGUAUUGGGCCUCUUAGCAAUGUAAUUUGACAGAUUCCAUGUUUUGUUUUGCCUCUUUUCUUUUUCCUUUAAACAUCUUAACCCAAAACCAGUUGUAUAGCAAUUUGCUUGUGGAUUUCUUUUUGAGUGAAAAAAAGUAAUACAUGGUGAAAAGCGUCUAUGGUUCUGUGCAAUUGAGCAUGGUGAUUAUGUAUGGGCACUAUGUU